This is a messenger RNA of Erpetoichthys calabaricus (reedfish), 1945 nucleotides long. RefSeq names its product transcription factor SOX-30-like. The record is from RefSeq and is a predicted model, not a curated record. Gene Ontology annotation, cellular component: nucleus. The coding region runs from base 287 to 1945 and encodes 552 amino acids. Lineage: Eukaryota; Metazoa; Chordata; Cladistia; Polypteriformes; Polypteridae. The transcript has 5 exons. Gene Ontology annotation, biological process: regulation of transcription by RNA polymerase II. Gene Ontology annotation, molecular function: DNA-binding transcription factor activity, RNA polymerase II-specific; sequence-specific double-stranded DNA binding.
CACUCGGAGGACCAACCCACGUUACAAGCUGUAGUCCCGGGGACGGCUGUGCUCUGGUCUCUCCCCGGUGGCUCGCCCGACUUCCUGUCCCGUUCUCGCGGCUGGCAGCACAUGUCGCAGCCUCGCGCGCUCCGUGGCAUCAGGUUGCCAUGGUUUCUUGCGCAGAUCUGGGUAACUACAGCGUGAAUUUAUAGGUUACUCGUGCUCAAGUUGGCACCCAUUAAGAGCAGCCCCCCGAACAGUGCAGUGAGCUCGCAGACACCAGAGGCCCACUCGGGAGCGGAGCAUGAAGUCGCUCCCACAGCCGAACUCCUGGACGGACACUUCGGCCCGCGUCCUCUGGGCGGACAGUCAAGCUCAUCCCGUCUUCGAAGCGGCCCAGUCCGGACGGCUGCCUGACACCACGGACUGUCCGUUGCCCAGUGGCACCUGCCUGUCGCCGUGCGCUCCGCUUGGGGACGGGCGGCUGAUGACUUUGAACGGCCAGGACGGGCCGAAGAAGGAGGUGGCUACGCUGGACUUGGACUCAAUGGGCAAGUCGUCCAUGAAGCAGACCAGUCUCCAGGGAGGCGAUGCCACCUUCAGCUAUCACGGAAAAACUCUGUACCUGAGAGAGCCGGGGCAGAGCGCCCCGACCCCGCUAUACCCGGUGCCAUCGGAGACGCAGGCCUGGGUUCAGUUCUCCACAUCCCGCCCGGACGAGCCGACUGCGCAGACGGCGAGCAGAACGAAAGCCUGCGUGCAGCGGUCUGCCAAGGUGGACACACAGGGCGUGUCGUUCACCCUCCCACCUUCGCAAGCAGUGCAGUACGACACCCCAAAGUGCCGAGACAAGCACGGACACAUCAAGCGGCCCAUGAACGCCUUCAUGGUGUGGUCCAGGAUCCACCGGCCGGUGCUGGCCAAGGCUAACCCCACGGCGACCAUCACGGACCUAAGCGUGCAGCUGGGAAUCGAAUGGAAGAAACUGUCGGAGGAGCAGAAGAAGCCGUACUUUGACGAGGCCAAGAAGAUCGAGAAGAUGCACAGAGAGAACUUCCCCGAUUGGGUUUACCAGCCGAAGGAGAAAAGGAGAUGUGACAAGAUGGUCCACCCGCCACUGCCGCCGCCUCCUCAUCCGGGCCCCCCUCAGAGCCCCUCGCCGAUGACAUUGGCCAAGGUUGUCCAGUACCCCAGCAAUCAUCCUGUCGGUUUCAGCCCGUCGUCCCUCCAGACAGGAAGUGGCACAGGGCAGAGGAUGCCCGUUUAUUUCAGCAGCACCCAAAUGGCCAGCUCCCAGCCUGAAGCCAGCACAUCUUCAAGCCUGCCCAUGAUGAUGGACUGGGGCUGGGGUGGUCCCAGUCAUCCUGACAUUGUUGGCCCUGCUGCUGCCGAGCCCAUGUUCCGGGACCCCCAGGGAAAUGUGUGGAAUCAGGACAGGCCAGCUCUUUCAGAGGGACACGACUACAGCCAGGGUGCCCACCACUUUCAGCAGGACCCUCACAUGUGCUCCCAUAUGAACCUGCCGCCUCACAUGGUUGACCUUUCCAGAAUGUGCCCACCUGUCCCCUGUCACCUCCUGUCCUGCCCAUUUUACCCUCCAAGGUUUUCCUGCCUGCACUCCGGGAAGCCCCCCUUGACCCCUCUGGCAGGUAACGGCCUUGACUUCCCCAAUCCCAUGUCUGAUUUUUCAAGUUGCUGUGAUGAGGUCUACCAGAAGUACGAAGCGGUCCUGUCAGCACUGGAUGAGCAGCAGACGUUCAGAGGGAGCCAAGCCCACCGUGAGGGUCCACAGGCCCCCAGCUCCAAGGAGGGGCGCUCCGAGGGUCCUUUUCUCAGCAGCUUACUGAGUUCGGGAACUGGAAACCUCGAAGACAUCUUCACCUUCCCUCUGGUACCCCCACUGAAUGAAGUGAUUGUCAAUGAGGGAGACUCUGGAGAAGAAGAGGACAUCAAAAGCAAGUAG